UUCCAGCCAACGCAAAUUCAAACAAUAUUAUUAGAUUACAAAAAUAUUUUAAUUUUAAAAUUUGCAUUUUUUAAGUAUUUUAACAAUUUAGCUGUUCCAAUAUCAAGUUUCGCUUCCCUACUUUCAAGAUUGCAACAAUGUUGCGAUUGCAAUACAAAAAAAAGCGUUGAACAUCUACAACAUUUUCCCCUCCGGAAGUCUUUGUUUUGGUGCAUGCUUUGUCUGGCCCACGUGUCGGGAAGGUUGGCCAGAAUGCACGUGGCAGGAACUUGAUAAGUACAUAAUUAAUUAGUAAUUAAUUUAUAAAUGUGUCUACGUACAAAUGUAUAUUGACACAGAUGUAUUUAUAUGUAAGUAAAUAUGCAAGCAUACGUUCCGCAUUACUGAGUAUAGACAGGUAUGCAGACUGUUGCACCUGCUCAAGAUCUUGGGAUUAGUUUUACGAGCUAAUUCGGAAUUUUAAAGAUAACCUUUCCCAACGUAAGAAUUACAUGAUUCAAACAUUGUUAAGUAAAUAUGCACAUACUGUUAGUUUGUUACCUUUUACAAUUUAUCAAUUUAUGGAAUUUAUCAACCCUUCAUAUGCAUUUGGGCUUAUUUAGAUUUCUUAGCACAUAUGUAUUUUAGUUAUCUCUCGUUUAUUCAGUUAUGUAUGGUCGCAUUGGUGGAAUUAAUAAUAACCACGUUCAGUUAAAUACAUAAUAUUCUCAUUAAUCCUUUCUAACCUGAAGCGUAUUUAUUUAUGUAUACCCAAGCUCUUUUUCAAAAAUUAUCCAACAAUGUUGACCUCAAUUUUCAUUGUGCCGCGUGGAAGCUAAAUAUUAAAUGUGCAUCAAAUAAAUAAUAUUUGUAUUAUUGACCAUUAGUCACAUAUUGAAUACCUAUAAACUAUUAAUAAAAUCAAUAACCCAAGGUAUUGAUAUGGGGCUCUACCACGUGGUAUUGGCACUAUCUUCAUAAAAAAACAGAAAUUCACAAAUAUUUUACAUAUUUGUGAAUUUCUGUUUUUUUAUGAUAUAUCUGUGACUUACACAGAUCAAUCGAGUAUUUCCUGUUUAUCGGGGUUCGAUUGUUCUUUUUGAAUUGUAUAUGGCUAUAAUUGUUUGCGAAUAAUAAAUCUGACUAUCUAGUAUCUAUCUAUUGACAUGGUAGUAGGUCAAUAUUGCAUGGCUAAAAUUUAAUACUGCUCAUUAUUGAAAUUAUUACUAUAAAGUACUAUUUUUCUAUUUUUUUCACUACUACUUUCAUGCUACAUGGAAGUAUAUGUGAAACAUAAUAUGGAGUCACGCUGGCCAACGCUAAUUUUUAGAGGGUCGUGUGGGGAACCCUUAAGAGAUAGAAGGAUGCGGUAAAGGGCAUUUGACGCUCCUCUCAAAUGUAGGGAUAGGGUACGCUUACAGUUUUUCAAAUUUUUCAUUAGUGUUUGACCUAGUGACCUUUACGUGUAAUAUGGUCACGGGGACACUAAAUAUUUUUUCAAAUGAUCUGGGUGCACGGUAUAGAAAAACCGGAAAUAGGGUAACGUGUACAACAGAUUUGUGCACAAAAAAUAUACGAAGCAUUUUUCGAAUUAAAGCCUCCCUGAUGCGCGAAAAUUCAAAAUGAUGCAUUUUGGGUGACCUCAAUCUCAACUACCUGCAGCAAUGAGGAAACAUUUUUUUGACCCAAUCUCAACGGAAUAAUAUUCUUGAGGGUCCAGAGGAGUGCUGUGUAUGAAAAAUUUCCGAAAAAUUUGUUUCCUGAAAAAACUAUGGCGGUUUAAGGAAAACAAUUAAGCUCAAAGAAAUGGUGGCACUAUAGAGUACUCCUGGCAGCACAUUACUUGCUAAAAUUUGAUAAGAUGUCUUAAUUGAAAUUAGAUUCAUAUAUUAUGUAUUAAAAAUAGAAUUUUCCGCAGUUUUACUGCAUAACUUGUAAUACCGAGUUAAUACAAAAGCGGUUGAGUCAUAUAUCAAUACCGCUAGUUUUUUCCUAGGUGAGGCCAAAAGCCGGAACGCUGGGCCCCAAAAACUGAAUAUGCUCAGUUGGGGCACGGCGUAAGCUAGUCUGCAAAUAAGGUUGGCCUUGAAAUGGUCUCACACGUGUCAAUUUUUAACGAUGCCUCGUAUGCAAAAAUGACAAGAGACCAAAUAAUUAGCUGAUACAAGUUUGCACAAUGCUUUUUCUGGAAAUUUGAAAAUUUUGAAAUUUUAUGUUGAAAAUCGCAGUUAAAGUGGUCCUUGAUACAAGACAAUAUAUGCUCAUAGCUGUAGAUUAGGUAGAAAACAUAAUGCUCUUUCAACUUUAUAUUACACAUUUUUCAGUACAAUGUGAAUUUAUUGGCCAAAAUGACGAUUUCAAAUAUUUGGGUAGCACUCCACACAAAUACAUUCUUAAAACCUACCUCUUGCAGUUAAGGUGAGCUUAGCUCAGAGGCGAUCAUAUCGAGGAGUUAAUCAUGAGGUGUCGGGUUCGAUUCUCGGUAGUGGUUUUAAAUUUUUUUGCAAAUUUUUGCACAUUUCUUAAAUAUUGUAUGCAUGAUAACUUUUAAACGGAGUCGAAUUUCGGCAUGUGGUUAUCACUAACCUUUUUCUUAAGACAACUUGGAGGUCAUACGUCACGACCUUAGGUCAUGACCGUGUUUUCGAUGUAACGGGCCAUGUGGGGUGUCGUUUGAAAGAUAAUUCAAAGACGCUCAAGAAAAAUAAUGACGCCCAAAGCUAGUGACCUUCCGUGACCUUAAAACACGGUCAUAAAGUCAAAAAUUUGAAUGUGGUCGAAUGUGGUGUGGGGUGUCGUUUGAAAGAUAAUUCAAAGAUGUGGUAGGACUCACCGCCUAGCGCCAAGGGACUCACCCCCUAGCGCCUACUUUGUAGGACUCACCGCCUACCCCCUAUAUUCGCGGGACUCAUCGCCUACCGCCUACAUCAGACGGGACUCACCGCCUACCACCUACCAUGGUUUGACUCAUCGCCUACCGCCUACAUAAUAUAGGACUCACCGCCUACAUGUUAUAUAAUAUGUACCGCCUACCGCCUACCCUGUGCAAACGUUAUUUUGUGGCUGAAGCAUUGAAGAAGUGAGCUCAUUCUGCGUUUGUUUGUUACACCAGAUGAUGGCUGAUCUAAUAAAUUCUUCCCUCUGGACAAAACCUCCCCAUGCAGUGUUUACGGUGGAAUUAGAGCAUACCGAUUUGCAAACAUUUAGGGCACACACACUUAAAUUUCAACCCGUUUAAAGUUGUUCUGGGAGGUUUACGUUUAACCAAUCAAUACAAUUGUAUGUGCAUACAAUCCGUCCUCUUAUUAACAAAACUUUUUUCAUGUAGCAAGGAGUCAAUUUUUUUUUUGAGUUUCGAUGGAAAUACUGGUUAGUUAUUACAUUCACAAAUACUGGUAUUACUAAAUAAUUGCAUAUUCAUGCAAUGAUUUGAAUUGGAUAAUAUUAUGAGCUGUCCAUUACAAACGUUGAAUCUAAAUAUGGGUUUGUCAAUUUCAAUCUUUAUUUGUCUGCUCGUAGAUAUAUACAUGUAGUGGGUAAGACUACAUGCCUAUUGUUGUUGGAUAUAGGUAGGUUUGUAAUGUAAAAUAUGAAUACCCUGAUCCUACGUACCUAUGAAUAUCUACUUUGCAUAUAAAAUAUUUACAAGGCCAAAAUUAGAAAUGAGGACAAAACUACAUAAUUACGAUAUUGUGUAUGUCGUAAUUAGAUUUUUAUACCGUCGAUGUGCAUAAGACACGUAUGUAUUAUUGCCCACGUAUGUAAAGCGUCAUACUGAAGGACAGAUUUAUCUAGUUUCUACGAAUCCCUCGUGUAUCUCCGCUUAAAUAUUAUGUUAUUCCCACACCCCAAAAUUACUAGAAAGUUUUGAACUUCCUCUGUGUAAGUUUGAAAUUUACAACCUCGUAUUUUCGUAAAGUUUUCCUGGAAACUCAAUUUCAUUGCGGUCCGAACUACAUACAUCGGUCAGUACAAUUUCCUAUAUGAGGGCAACUCGUGUUUUGUGUAGGUAUUGGGACAUUAAACGCCCCAUCUCUUGGUUGCCAUACCAACAUCUAAGCAUUUGCGUGCAUUUGUGGACACACGUAAAUUAAAACGGAUCGAGAUGAAACCCAGUUAUAUUUACAUUAUUUUAUAUCUUUGGGUCCAUAACGCGUCAGGAGCUGGGUUACGGAAUGGCGUUAUUCCAGCAUUUAACAUCUUACUAGACAAUCUGAUAUCCUGCGAUGUGCAAAUACUACACGACGGAUCCUACAAUAGUGUUGAUUGGUUUAAUGUAAACCUCCCAGUAAAAAUUUUAAACAUGGUGAAAUUUAAGUUUGCGAGUCCAGAAUAUUUGCAAAUUAUAUAUUGAAUAUAUUCAAAUCGCGCGCUAGUUCGUCUCGUAAAUUUGCAAUCUUUAUUUCCAGUCCUCACCUCAAAGUUGAAGAAGUAAGGGUUAGCCCCACACUUAACUUGCAUCACUGGAUAACUAGUGCGACUUACGGUCAAUUUAAAUAUCACGAAUUAUCCGAUUACGAUGGUAGUAUGGUUCCACAUAAUGUAAGAUGCGACGAUAUUGUUAUGACAUUUGUCACUACACCUAUUAUGAGGAAAUGGUUGGGAUCCGUGUAUUUUUGGACUAAUGUGCGGCACCGAAUAUCUGUUAUUUUUAUUUCAUUCGAAAACCAAGUCGAACUUUGCGCAUGGUCUGCUCAUUUAUGGGACGACGACAUUUCAGUAUCUUAUCUGGAUACAAAUUUAAUAUGUCACAAAACAGCAUAUCGAUUAAGUAAGCGGGAAGGCAGUGCUAGUAUUGAGAAUAUUAAAAAUAUUGCAACGCUUUCACCAGGAUGGUGCUACGAAGGUCAAGGUAAACCAGAUCUUAAACAAUGGAACUGUAAUGCACAGCAAAAUCCAUUUAACAUCACGCAAACGCAAACGCGUUCAGAGACAGUUAUGCAAAUUAUAAGCUGCUCGGUAAACGAGACAAUAACCUUUUCAAAAAGCUGUGGCAGUUACACCUUCAGAUUUGAGGUUGAAUCCUUGAUAGGUCCUGAAUCUCUCGUUACUAAAACUUCAGGUUAUCAAUUUUUAACAUGUUAUCGACAUGAAUAUAUCACGUUCGAAUUGUAUAUUACGCCAUAUAAACCAAUGAUGUGGCUGUCGUUGGUAAUAUCGAUAAUUACCAUUACAGUAUUCAUGUCACUAUACAAAUAUUACCGUGGAUUUGGUAAUAUUUCAUUUGCUCCCUGGUUAUUUAUUUUGGCCACAAUUUUCGAGGAGACUGGCCAUCUCCCUGUGAAAAUUGGUGUGGACUCGAUUUGCCGCCUAACGCUCGGCUCAUGGUGUCUGGUCUCUGUUAUUCUGACAAAUUGCUAUAAUGGAAUUAUGAUAUCUGAACUUAACUCGCCACUCAGAGCCUUUCGCCCAACCUUAUUUGACCAUCUGAUAUGUGAGAGGUUGGGGCAGGGCGAUAUGACAAAAUUGCCCAACUCUAUGAGCAGCCAUCAGGAAUCAUUGGUCUCCAUGAAGAAUCAAAAUUAUUCCGUGCUAGUGAAUUCACCCGAGGUUAUAUUUAAACAUGGAUAUAAAAGGGUAGAGUGGUACCUGUACGUACUUUUUGUCUUAGCCAAUAUUAAACACAUGUACACAAACGAUCCAUAUGGGAAUGAGCAUAUCAGGGAGCUUAAAAAUCCAUUCGCAUCCAAUAAAUGUUUUCACUUGCUGUCACUAUCAAGUCGAGAUGUAUCGGGAUAUCCCAACUUUCCAGAGUUCCUUGAGUAUAUGUACGACUAUUUUUGGUGGAACUUUCGGAAUGAGAAACAAUCAAGUGUUUUUAGCAAAAAUUCAUUUCUAUUGGUCAGCUUACUAGAUCCUAGACAUGUCCAUCAUCCGACAGCUUUUAAUUAUUCGAACCCUAAACAGACCGAGCUUCAGGUGCGAAGAAGUGUUGAGGAAGAGUUAGUGGAUUGUGGGAAAUCAGUCUUGAUCGUAAAAUCUGACGAAAUUGAAGCCGAAUUUCAAUUCGUGAGGAGGCACUAUCCUUCCAAAGAAUUUUAUAAAGCUUGAUUUGGAGUGGAAUCUACGGUAGACUACAGGAGGAAGCAAUGCGAAGGAAAUACUUGCAUCGUACGCCGACUAGAAAGAGUGAAAUUGCUGGAUUGGCGCCGACAGUUGAGUUAGGCGGGACAAUCCUAACAUUAUUCAUUAUUUGCGGGGCGAUAUUUUUAUUGGCAAGUUUUGUACUUGUGAUUGAAAUCCGUGUCUGGGUUUUUAAAUUUACUAAAGGUAUUAUAAGUUCAUUGCGAACGAAUAUUAGUUUCAUGUGGUCAAAUGUAUUUAGUAGAAAAAUGGUUUCGUGACUUAAUGACAGUUUAACAGUAAAUCACAAUCAGGUAACAAAGAUAUGAUAAGAGCAAUAGUCGUUGAAGUUUGCCACGUUUGUCAUUCAUUGAAGUCGGAACUAUUAUUAUACUUUUUAUAUAAUUAAGGAUUCUAAAUGUUCAUCAAUAAGCUGAGUUAUUCGUGUACCGUGCUACGUAUGACGAUGUUAGAAUUUAAGUAUUUAAUGUAAAUUCUAGGAUAAACCAAAACUAUCGGAAUCAUCAUACAUCCCUAACGUUUCGGAUGUUCCUAGUUAAGUAGACCAGGGAUUAUUAUUAUAGUGAUGAUGGUUUAAUGCAUACUUAUUAUGUACGCUUUAUAAGGGUAGACUUAGUUAUUAAUAAACACAAUCGUUAUAUGAUCCGGGCCAAUUAUUAUUUUCGUAAUUAAAAACAUAAUCACGUAACACAGAAUAAUCGACAUCUCAAUUAUUUAUUAUUAUCAUAUUUUGCUAUCGUUACAUCCUUGUGCGAAAGACCUAAUCUCUUUUUCCCCCAACAAUGUGGCUUCAAUUUCUCGCAAUGUUUCAAAACAGGUGGCGUUCCCGGUAAAAUCCUCGUUUUCAAAUCCCGUCCAACUCGACCUCCCAGUAAGAACCGCAUAUUUUGGAACAAAUCCAAAAUUAGUGGCAGAUAAACCCGUAAAAGUUAGUUCAAUUCCAGACGAAAUAUCAAAAUUGGCCCCACUGUAAAUUGAAAUUGAAGGCGUCAUUGUUUCCAACGGUCCCGUAAACCUUAAAGACAUAAUUGAAUGAAUUGUCCCAUUGUGGCAGAAUAUGCUUCCAUCAUCCGAAAUAAA
Messenger RNA from Folsomia candida, 7143 nucleotides. RefSeq lists its product as uncharacterized. The transcript has 2 exons. The record is from RefSeq and is a predicted model, not a curated record. NCBI's taxonomy places the organism in Eukaryota, Metazoa, Arthropoda, Collembola, Entomobryomorpha, Isotomidae. Bases 4507 to 6030 code for a protein of 507 amino acids.